AUGGCUUACAAGGCCGAAUACAAGACGACUUUCGAGCCUGGGAGGGUAAUCCAGCCCAUCUAUACUGGAGGAAGUGUCGCCCUCAGUCAAGAUGGUCGCAUUCUUGCUUCAUGCUUGGGAGAGGAUGCGCUUUUGAGUGAUCUGGCUACUGGUGAACAUCUAGCUAGAAUCGAAGGUGACGGUGAGACCAUUACCACUCUGGCCAUGACCCCCGACGCAAAGUACCUGGUCCUGUGUAGUCGCAACCUCUCUAUGAGGAUCUUCUCCUUAUCGACAUCUCCCACUGCCGACAACAGCAUAGACGCCACUCUGCUCAGAACUCUCAAGCCGCAUACCGCUCCCGUCGUUGUCGCAGCCGUCGAUCCUACCUCUACUCUUCUGGCCACUGGUGGCGCUGAUGGCAUUGUCAAAGUCUGGGACAUCAAGGGAGGCUUCACAACGCACACUUUCCACGGCCACAGUGGCAUCAUCUCGGCCCUUCAUUUCUUCCAGGUUGAUUCUUCCAGCUCGGACAGCCAGCACAAGUCGCGCAAGAGAAAGAGCAGGUCGGGCGAUGACGAGGACGCCCCAGAUGGUACCACUGGCUACAGACUGGCUUCAGGAGGCGAAGAUGGAAAGGUCAGAGUUUGGGAUCUCCACAAGCGCAAGCCGGUCGCCACUCUGGACUCGCACGUCUCGGUUGUUCGCAGUUUGGACUUUUCUUCUGAGCAGCAACUUCUUCUUUCGGCCAGCAGAGACAAGACUGUUAUCACCUGGGACGCGAAGACGUGGCAGUCGAAAUUGACCGCCCCUAUUCUGGAGACUGUUGAAAGAGCUGGAUUUGUCGCAAAUGGUGACUUUUUCUUUACUGGUGGAGAGAAUGCAAGAAUCCGUAUUUGGGACAUGGCUGGUAACGAGAGAACCGAGGAACAAGAGGCUGGAGUUGAGACUGAGGCUAUUCUGGACGUCAUCCACCACUCGGAUCUACCCUUUUUAUUGUCCAUCCACGUCGAUCAAACAUUGGUUCUGCACUCGCUGGAGCCAUUGAUCCAGACGACUGUAGAUGUCACUAUUCCUCCGCUCCCCAUCAUCCGUCGCAUUUCUGGUACCCAUGAUGAAAUCAUCGACAUGGCUUAUGUAGGCACCGACAACUCUAUGCUCGCGCUUGCCACCAACUUGGAGGACAUCCGUUUGAUUACCUUGAACACUGAGAGCAAGAACGAAGGAUCCAGUAUUGCAGAUGCUGCAUACUUCGGUGCCGACGUAGCCCUCCUCAAGGGCCAUACUGACAUUAUCAUCACCAUCGACACCGACUGGUCAGGGCACUGGCUCGCAACUGGAGCCAAGGACAACACCGCAAAACUCUGGCGCCUGGAUCCUGCAAACAGCUCAUACACUUGCUACGCUACCUUUACUGGUCACGCAGAGUCUAUCAGUGCAGUAGCUCUCCCUCACGCCAUCCCCGUUGUCGGCUCAAACGCACAUAGCAAGCCUCUCGAACAUCCCCCUACAUAUUUGAUUACUGGAAGUCAAGACAAGACUAUCAAGCGCUGGGAUAUCAGCUCCGCCAAGUCUAGCUCUGAAGCCAAGGCAGUGCGUGCAUCAUACACUCGCAAAGCUCACGACAAGGACAUCAACGCCAUCGACACUUCUUACUCUCAACAAGGUACUCUUUUCGCCUCCGCAUCUCAGGACCGCACAGUAAAGAUCUGGGAUCUGGAAACUGGUGAGUCUGUCGGUGUACUCCGUGGCCACAAGCGUGGUGUCUGGUCCGUCGCCUUUGCUCCUCCUGGUACACCGGCCAUUGCAGGCGAUUCAGGAUCUAGCAGCGGCACCAGAGGCAUGGCUGUUACCGGAAGUGGUGACAAGACUGUCAAGAUCUGGAGUCUGAACGACUACACUUGUCUGCGCACAUUCGAAGGCCACACAAACAGUAUCUUGAAGGUCAUCUGGCUUCCCAUCUCCAAGAACCCUGGAAAGCGUGGCGAACGCAAUCUGCAAGUCGCCAGCGCAGCAGGUGAUGGUCUUGUCAAAGUCUGGGAUGCUCAAAGUGGCGAGUGCGCUGCUACUCUUGACAAUCACAUCGACAGAGUUUGGGCACUGGCCGUCAAGUCUAACAGGACCGGAACAGUCAAGGCUGCUUCGACUGAAGAGGAAGAGGAAGCGCCAGAGCCCCCUGUCGAGCUCAUCUCUGGUUCUGCAGAUGCCACUCUCACGUUCUGGACCGAUACCACAUUGAUGACCUCUCAAGCUUCAGCAUCUCGCGCAACCGCUCGUGUGGAACAAGACCAAGAAUUGCAGAACCACAUCCACGCCAAGAACUACCGCGAAGCCAUUGUACUAGCCCUUCAGCUCAACCAUCCUAAGCGACUACUCGACCUUUUCACCCGCGUUCUCGAGUCUGAAGACAAGGAUGAAGGCAGCCUGACCGGUGUUAAGGGUGUCGACGAGGUCUUGGCCACAUUGUCAGAAGAGCAGCUUUGGAAACUUCUGCUCAGAUGCCGUGACUGGAAUGCCAAUGCCCGUACCGCCCAAGUCAGUCAGCGCAUCCUCCACACACUCUUCCGCUUAUACCCCAAGGAGAAGUUUGUCCAACUAAGGCGAAAGAGAGCUCCUAAGCCUCAAGUAGCUGACGAAGACGAACUUGCUCAGGGUAUGGGUGCCCUUGAGGUCAAGGAGAAGAUGCAGAAGAAUGAGAACGUCAAGGAUGUGUUGGAAGGUCUGAAAGCAUACACAGAACGACACUAUGGACGUCUGGAAAAGAUGGCGGAAGAGAGAUGGGUCUUGCUCUGGACUCUGCAGCAGAUGGAUUCAUGA
Molecule: messenger RNA, 2796 nt
Organism: Aureobasidium pullulans EXF-150
Lineage: Eukaryota; Fungi; Ascomycota; Dothideomycetes; Dothideales; Saccotheciaceae
Product: small nucleolar ribonucleo protein-like protein complex subunit
Exons: 2
Coding region: 1-2796 (931 amino acids)
Biological process (GO): endonucleolytic cleavage in 5'-ETS of tricistronic rRNA transcript (SSU-rRNA, 5.8S rRNA, LSU-rRNA); endonucleolytic cleavage to generate mature 5'-end of SSU-rRNA from (SSU-rRNA, 5.8S rRNA, LSU-rRNA)
Cellular component (GO): nucleolus; 90S preribosome; small-subunit processome
Molecular function (GO): protein binding; U3 snoRNA binding
Source: RefSeq, a predicted model, not a curated record